Fusarium tjaetaba is the source of this 1818-nucleotide messenger RNA. RefSeq names its product short chain dehydrogenase reductase family. The record is from RefSeq and is a predicted model, not a curated record. The transcript is spliced from 4 exons. Lineage: Eukaryota; Fungi; Ascomycota; Sordariomycetes; Hypocreales; Nectriaceae. Bases 1 to 1818 code for a protein of 605 amino acids.
AUGCCUCACGCUACCAGUCCUGACAUUGAGGAGGCUAUUCAGGCUGAUCAAUACGUCAAACUAAUUCUUUGCUUCGACGGUACCGGCAAUACCUUCAGCGGAACCAACGCUGACACCAACGUGGUCAAGAUUCUUCGAAAGCUUGAUCGCAACCACAAGAAACAAUACCAUUAUUACCAAACCGGUAUCGGUACCUAUGAUGUCAACGAAAACUCCAUCCACAAGACCCCGAUUGGUGAAGUGCGCAGCAGGGUUUCGAAGGCAAUCGACUCAGGAUUCGGAACCACCUUCGACGCGCAUAUCAUGGCAGGAUAUCGGUUCCUGAUGCGAUACUAUGAGCCUGAAGCAAAGAUUUACAUUUUUGGGUUCAGUCGAGGCGCUUUUACCGCCAAAUACUUGUCACGCAUGGUCAACGAGGUCGGCCUACUUUGCAAGGGUAACGAAGAAAUGGUUCCUUUCGCAUAUAGGCUAUACCAACGUUCUCUGAAGUGUAAAAGUAACGAUCGCACCAAGGCCGCCCGGAAAGGUGCCUCUAAUGAGAUGGAACCCGAGGCCCAGGCUUCUGAAUCUGGCCAGGCAGACACAGACCCUCUAGCGCAAGGUGGUGGACCUAACAUGGCACUCCCUGAUGCGUCGGACGAUGGAGAAGGCACAGAUGGGCCUAUUGAGGACAAUUAUCUUGCUGGCAAUCCUGUCAUCACGACAAGCCCGGAGACCAUCGCUGCGGAGAAGGAGGUCAAGGCCUUCGGUGAGACCUUCUGUCGAACAGAAGGUACUGAUCCCGCGGAGCACAGGAACAUCAAGGUUUUCUUCCUUGGUCUCUGGGACUGCGUCAACUCCGUCGCCAUGGUUGAGCGAAGUGCCCCUGCCCCGGUGGAGAUAACAGGAACAGCACAUCACGUCCGUCACGCUGUGGCUGUAGACGAGCACCGUGUCAAGUUCAAACCAGCCCUCCUAGCCCAGGACAUCAAGACCGUGAUCAAAAAGGCCCAGACACCAAGCACCGACAGCAACGAUAUCAAAGUCGCGAUCAAGGAUACUAAAAAAGAGGUCAGCGAAAAGGAGGACAUAAGAGAGGUCUGGUUCCCUGGUAACCACGGUGACGUCGGUGGAGGAUGGCCUGCUAUACCGAGAGAAAUGACAGGCUGGGCGUACUGGAGAUACGUUUUCGGCGGAACAAAGGUCAAGAAUCUUGAAAAGCCUCUCGAAGAUGAUGCUCUGCAAAUCAGCGACAUGGCUCUCGAGUGGAUGAUUCGCGAGGUUGACAUCGUUGGGAAACAACAUCCCGGCUGUCAAGUAAACUGGUGUCAUACACUAGACGCUUUCAAGGCUACCAUGGCGAUAACUGAAAAGGUUGAAGAUCAUGUCAUCAAGGGAUUCAUGCACAACACCCUCAGAUUUGGCUACGGCUCAUCGUUUCUCAAGGUUUUUAUGUGGAACCUCAUUGAAACGCUCCCAGGUAUUCCUCGCUGGGAACUGAAUGACUCGAAGGAAGACACAAUCCGUAACAGGGGAUGGGAAUUGUACAGAGGCAUGCCGAACUGGUCGGGUCGUCGCGAUAUUCCCAGAGGAGCCGUGCUGCAUAACUCUCUGAAGGAGCGACUCAAGAAGGUUGAAAGCUACAAGCCGCUGAACAACCACGGUUCAGGCGAACCCUGCUUGCGGAAUUCCAAGGGUGUUGCUGAAAUGAGAGACGUUACGUAUAAGCGUUUUGAUCCGAGUGGUAAGGAAAUCAAGGCUCCUGAGUGGGAUGCUAGGCACAAGAUUUGGCAGUUUGAGGACUUUCACGCCCAGCUUGCUCAGCCUCGUAUCUACUAA